Messenger RNA from Oncorhynchus nerka (sockeye salmon), 927 nucleotides. RefSeq names its product NACHT, LRR and PYD domains-containing protein 1-like. Lineage: Eukaryota; Metazoa; Chordata; Actinopteri; Salmoniformes; Salmonidae. Gene Ontology annotation, biological process: intracellular signal transduction. The transcript is spliced from 5 exons. Bases 1 to 927 code for a protein of 308 amino acids. The record is from RefSeq and is a predicted model, not a curated record. Gene Ontology annotation, molecular function: protein binding.
AUGUAUACCCAUUACCAUCCUCCUAUAACCAUUACCUUCUGGUGUAGACCUCUAAAGUCCUCACCUAAAGUUACUUUCUACAAGAGUGCUGUGGAUAAAGCCUUACAAAGUGAGACGGGAAACCUGGACCUUUUCCUCCGCUUCCUUCUGGGCCUCUCACUGGAGUCCAAUCAGAAGCACUUACGAGGUCUACUGACAAAGACAAGAAGCAGCUCACAGAGCCAUGAAGAAACAGUCAAGUACAUCAAGGAGAAGAUCGGGGAGGAUCUCUCUCCAGAGAGGAGCAUCAAUCUGUUCCACUGUCUGAAUGAACUGAAUGACCAUUCUCUAGUGGAGGAGAUCCAAAGAUACCUGAGAUCAGGAAGUCUCUCAAAACCCAACCUGUCACCUGCACAGUGGUCAGCUCUGGUCUUUGUGUUGCUGACUUCAGAAAAGGAGCUGGAUGUGUUUGACCUGAAGAAAUACUCCAGAUCAGAGGAAGGUCUUCUGAGGCUGCUGCCAGUGGUCAAAGCCUCCAGAGCUGCUCUGCUGUCAGGCUGUGGAGUCACAGAGGAAGGCUGUGCUUCUCUGGUCUCAGCUCUGGAGUCAAACCCCUCACACCUGAGAGAGCUGGACCUGAGCUACAAUCACCCAGGAGACUCAGGAGUCAGACUGCUCUCUGCUGGACUGGAGGAUCCACACUGCAGACUGGAGAAACUCAUGCUGUCAGGCUGUGGAGUCACAGAGGAAGGCUGUGCUUCUCUGGUCUCAGCUCUGAAGUCAAACCCCUCACACCUGAGAGAGCUGGAUCUGAGUAACAAUGACCUGAAGGAUUCAGGAGUGAAGCUGCUCUCUGCUGGACUGGGGAAUCCCCACUGUAAACUGGAGACUCUGAGGUCAGUAUUAUCAGAUAUUAAAGCACUUUAUAUAUGUAGUUCUCCCAUUUGA